CGACUAGAUUCAGAGGGCGAACAUAAGCGGAGAAGAAUGCCCUCUUUUUUCUCUGCAACUUCUUGCUCGGUUCUUUCCGCUAGAGCCUUCCAAUCUUCCUCAGCUUUCCCCUUCUUACCUCAAAACCCUAGGUCUCUUCCCUCUGCGUUUUCGAAACUUCUCGAGUUCCGGUGCCACCGGAGGAGUAUCAAAUUCAAACAAAAUCACGAACCGAUCAGAACGAGUUAUGCCUGCGUUAAGCUAAAGGAAACCGUCGAGGAUAUCAAGCAAGGCAAAAUCAGGCUCGAUUCUUGGAUCUCUUCUCGGAUUGAAGGCAUCAGUAGAGCUUCGAGUGCAGUCGAGUGUAAAGUCAGGCCUCGUCAUCGUGAACGGCCGCGUCUUCGAUAAGGUCUCGCACAAUUUGAGAGCAGGAGAUAAGGUGAAUUGCGUAAUUUCGGACUUGCAGCCAUUGAGGACUGAACCUGAAGAUAUGCCGUUGGAUAUAGUUUACGAAGAUCAGCAUGUUCUUUUAGUUAAUAAACCUUCACCAGCUGGAAAUGCUUCUGGCACUCUUGUAAAUGGCCUUCAGCACUGUAGUCUACUGACAGCUGCAUUACCAGAGGAGGAGCUUCUUUCAGAUACGGAGGAUGUAUCUGAUGAUGAAGGUUUCUAUUUGAGUUCAUCUCAGGCAUCUAUUCACCCAGGGAUUGUACACAGAUUGGACAAAGGCACCAGUGGAUUGCUUGCUGCUGCAAAGGAUGAACACUCUCGUGCCCAUUUGUCAGAACAGUUAAAGCUACAUGCUAUCCAGACUCCAGAGAGUAUACUUCAGCCUUGUGGAGUGCCAUCACCAUUUGCUGGACUUGUUAAUCUUCCAAUUGGCCGGGGUUUGAAUAAUUGGAUUUGUAUGGUUGCCCUACCUGGAUUGAAUUACUGUGGGACGAGCAUGUCAUGCUGCCAGGACAAAGUGAUUGAAAUACUGGCUGAUGGUGCUUCUGCACUGAUUCGUGCACAUGCAAAGUACAUGGGAAUUCCUUUAUUGCGUGAUGAGGUGUAUGGAGGGACAAAGAGCAUGGCCUUCUCACUGCUGUGGCCUAGAACCUCACCCAGCUCUCAUGGUCAAAUUUCAGAAUUGAUUUCUGGACUAGAGAAGCCUUUCCUUCACACCUUGUCUCUUGGCACCCAUACACAGGUGAGAAGGUACACAUUUCAUGCCCACCUCCUCCAGAUUUUGCUGAGGUUUUGAGGCAGCUUUGCAACAUUAGCACAGAAGGUAAGUUCUCAUUAAGACACUCGUUUCUUCUAGAAAAUUAAUCAGCACAUAUGUUAAUGAUAUAUGUGGAACAAAAAUCCAUUAAUUGAUAUUGGCUCUUCAAUAAUAAAAUAGAUCAGGAGGAAUUGUGGCUUUCCAAUAAUAUAUCAAUAAUAUCAUCACUGACUG
Molecule: messenger RNA, 1420 nt
Organism: Rubroshorea leprosula
Lineage: Eukaryota; Viridiplantae; Streptophyta; Magnoliopsida; Malvales; Dipterocarpaceae
Source: the annotation of a GenBank genome assembly